GUGGAACCAGGCGUCGUCAUCAAAGAUCCUCGACAAUUGCGGCCACUUGGAUGGAUCGUCCUUGCAGCUUUUCAGCACGACGGACUGGACGAUGGCAGCCAAACGGGCGUCGACAGAUUGCUCGAUCCCGGAUCCAUUGAGUAUGAUGUCCUCGUCGCUCACGAGCGGGACCGGCUCGGCAGGAAUGUCCUCGGAACGCAGUCGCUCCUGUAUCCAUUCCCGGAUCCAUUGAGCACGUUCCCGCUGUGAUUGCUGCUGAUUGUCCGUCUGCACCUCCGACACAGCCACGUCCAGGACGCGCAAUGCAUCGGCAUCGGUCAUCCACCCGAAGUCCUCGUUGGCGGCCAAG
Messenger RNA from Mycena citricolor, 349 nucleotides. The record is from the annotation of a GenBank genome assembly. Lineage: Eukaryota; Fungi; Basidiomycota; Agaricomycetes; Agaricales; Mycenaceae.